Molecule: messenger RNA, 321 nt
Organism: Plasmopara halstedii
Lineage: Eukaryota; Oomycota; Peronosporomycetes; Peronosporales; Peronosporaceae
Exons: 2
Coding region: 1-321 (106 amino acids)
Source: RefSeq, a predicted model, not a curated record
AUGGAUGAUAAAUCAGAUUGGUUGCUUGAUAGUGGUGCAUCGUCGCCCAUUAUCCCUGACCGGGAGGCUUUCCAUACUUACAAAGAGUUGAAAAAGGCAUUGGUGUUACAAUUGCUGAUGGUGAAUCACUUCAUGCGAUUGAUCGUCGGCUACUCUCAGUUGCAAAAACUUACCCCAAAGGGUCUUACAGUGAGUUUUAGCAUUAAAGUGUGUACUAUCUCUCGAGGAGAAGAAUCGAUUGCGACCGUACCACAAGCAAACAAUGAAUAUCGUGUGAAGAAACAAGCACAGACUGUGAGUGGGAUUUUUCAUCAAGAAUAA